AUGAUUGGAGACAUUGUUGACUCUCAGCGUUCACCCAUUUCGCAACCACAACAGCAGCAACGAGCUUUCAGAGAGUCUUGCCAGAAUUGCGCAGACUCAAAGGUUCGAUGCAGUAAGAACAAGCCGACAUGCGCGCGUUGUGCUCGCCGAGGCACGCCUUGUGUCUACCAACAAUCCAGGCGUGCUGGAAGAAAGCUUACAUAUGUCGGACAAGCCAAACAAGCGCGCCGAGCUGCCACGAAUACCCUAAACGAUGUAUCAAGCUCAUACACUUGGGAAGUCGACACUGGAAACAAUGACUUGCAGUUAUCUCCUCCCAGAUCCGACACCACACCAAACACCACCGUCAGUCAAAUGGGCCCCAAUGAUAGUCAAGCAGUUUCGGAAAACUUCUCCCCCCUGGAAUCCUUUCCCAAUAUUUCUGGGUCGACAGAAUGGUGUUCCAACGAGAUCUUUAAAGCUCUCUGUAUCCAAUCGGUUCCGCUCAUGCGCAGAGACGAUGCCGAGUUUGCCCUGCACAUAUCGCAGGACUUGACAACCCUGAACGAUGAAUUUCUCAAUUUGGAUGAUUCAGGUAGGGGUCCAGUUCCUCUCGACCUAGGCUCUGAGUUUCUUGGAUUGCCAUUGACAUGGCCAGGCACUGCAGGAGAUACCCACCCGACUGGCUACGAGGCCGAAGAUACAUCCUCAUCUAGGCCGGCAUGCAACAAAAGCUGUACUGAAGUUAUCUCCCGGCUAUUCCCAGAACUUUUCUGUUCCUUUGACAGCAGAUGCGAGCGCAGCCAGCCGCAAGGCGAAUCAUUGGUCAAUAUCAUUGCCAGCAAUGAGAGUAUGUCGGAAGCCAUGAAUAGCAUUCUCGAGUGCGAGUGUAGCCAAGAUAUCCACGUGCUAUUCGUUGUUGGACUAUGCACCUCGAAAGUCAUGUCUUUCUAUCUCAAAGCAAUGCGACGUGAGUGUCUCAAGGAUGCACAGCGAGCCGGCGACUCAUAUGCCACGAACGACCAUCAGCGAAGCGCACUAGACGUAGAAGGCGGUGAUUCCAAAGCCGAGAUAAUGGCAGCUCACAUGGUCCUCGGCGGACUCCAUCGCAUACAGCAACUUCUGGCUCGUCUAUCUGAUCGUCUCAAGCAGACAGAGCCGGAAGGUGAUCUUGCCAACGACUAUGCUGGGCCAGGAGGACUUACAGGAAAUGAGUUGCGGAAUCCAUUUCCUGCCUCAAUGCUUCAACAACUUGAGCACAGCUUGCGAGCUCAUCUUCGCUAUGUUUUUGCAUGUCGAGUGCAGAAGGUGAUGCACGGAAGAGAUAUUUCUUUACACAUUUAA
This is a messenger RNA of Bipolaris sorokiniana ND90Pr, 1323 nucleotides long. RefSeq lists its product as uncharacterized. The record is from RefSeq and is a predicted model, not a curated record. The transcript is spliced from 2 exons. Gene Ontology annotation, biological process: aflatoxin biosynthetic process; regulation of DNA-templated transcription. Gene Ontology annotation, cellular component: nucleus. Lineage: Eukaryota; Fungi; Ascomycota; Dothideomycetes; Pleosporales; Pleosporaceae. Bases 1 to 1323 code for a protein of 440 amino acids. Gene Ontology annotation, molecular function: DNA binding; DNA-binding transcription factor activity, RNA polymerase II-specific; zinc ion binding.